Molecule: messenger RNA, 204 nt
Organism: Suillus clintonianus
Lineage: Eukaryota; Fungi; Basidiomycota; Agaricomycetes; Boletales; Suillaceae
Exons: 2
Coding region: 1-204 (67 amino acids)
Source: RefSeq, a predicted model, not a curated record
AUGGAGGGACUGUUCAAAGUGAAGUUAACCAGCGUCAUGAUCGCCGACUUUGUUGGUUGUUGGAUUAUCGAGAAGCUCUGCAAACGCCUCUUCGCAGAUCUCGAACCCAAACCGUUAGUCACUCGGGGUAGGGAACGGAGGGAGGCGGGACGAAGGGAAGAGGCUAGAUUAGCAGAAGAGGCAGCUGCAGAGAAGAAACAGUAA